Penicillium crustosum is the source of this 1098-nucleotide messenger RNA. RefSeq lists its product as uncharacterized. Bases 1 to 1098 code for a protein of 365 amino acids. The record is from RefSeq and is a predicted model, not a curated record. The transcript has 3 exons. NCBI's taxonomy places the organism in Eukaryota, Fungi, Ascomycota, Eurotiomycetes, Eurotiales, Aspergillaceae.
AUGACAUCAUUUUAUGAGUACAGCAAGACCUGUACUAUACAUGAAUUCGCCAUUCAACUCGUUCUCUAUUUCACACCCAUCACUAGUGUCAACAUGGUACUUCCACACCCCAAUGCUAGUACUACUGGUGUUGAUCCACCGCUAAUACUCAAACAUGGUCAAUGGAAAGGAAUUUGGAAAUCCAACCUAGACCAUGUGAUGGUGCCAUCUCACGAGACAGAGGAUGCAUACUUCAGCGAUUUGCCUCGGCUAUGGGCAUGCUUUUGUCGAGUCACAAUGGCAAGAAUCGGUGGAAGGAGAGGUCCAGAUAAUCAAACAGUCGGUAGGAGGAGAAUUAACCAAUACGACAAUCUUAGUUUCACUGAAUUCUAUGCUGCAAACAUUGGAAGACAGCCCAGUCAAUAUAAAGGGAAGUUGCUUGGAUAUCUCGUCCAUGCCCAUUGCUGGGUGCUCUUCGGUCGAGUCGAAGGGCUGAAGCUAAAAGAAGCUAAACUCGCAAAACUCGUCCAAGUCUGUCGGAAAUACUGGCGCAACAACAAGUUGUGGCAAUUAGCAGAUUACGAUGUGCGAUUCAUUGAACCUCGCCAGGUCCUAUCGGAGUUUGAACAUGAUUUCGCUAUAUAUCAGAAUCCACUAGUCGUGUCCGAAGUUCAAAAAGCUAUGAAUUGCGCAGGUAUCGAAGGUCUGCGAGAAUCAAGAAGCCGCCAUCUACCUUCUCAUUUCAGGAGCAUUCCAUUAGAAGUUGCCGUUCUGAUUGCUGAGUGGGUCUGUCCUAUCAAGUAUACCCUGGAUGAUAUAAAGAACACAGGGAAUAUGCUUUUGGUGUUUGAGUGGAAAUUACCUGAUUGGUUUUGGAGAGGAAGAUUGGACGAGCGCUUGUUCAUUGAACUGGAUAAACUCAAGAAGGCAAGAUCUCCAGUGAGUUGGCAAUUGCGGUUGAAUUUGAUGUGUCUUAUUGUGGAUCGAGCUAGGUUCAGUUCCAAUGGUCUAGCAAGUCGUGAGCGAGUACUGGGAGUCAUACUUGAUCUUGAGGAAGCCUACUUGAAUCAAGCUAGAGUCACCCAAGAGAAACUUGCUUUGAAAGGAAUUGCUAAUUGA